Rhinolophus ferrumequinum (greater horseshoe bat) is the source of this 171-nucleotide messenger RNA. Its product is annotated as 40S ribosomal protein S29-like. The transcript has a single exon. The record is from RefSeq and is a predicted model, not a curated record. NCBI's taxonomy places the organism in Eukaryota, Metazoa, Chordata, Mammalia, Chiroptera, Rhinolophidae. Bases 1 to 171 code for a protein of 56 amino acids. Gene Ontology annotation, molecular function: zinc ion binding; structural constituent of ribosome. Gene Ontology annotation, cellular component: cytosolic small ribosomal subunit.
AUGGAUCAUCAGCCCCUCUACAGGAGCCACUCAAGAAAACUUGGCCAGGGUUCUCGCUCUUGCCACAACUAUUCAAACCGGCACAGUCUGAUCUGGAAAUAUGGCCUCAGCAUGUGCCGCCAGUGUUUCCCUCGGUCCACAAAGAAUAUAGGCUUCAUUAAGUUGGACUGA